UGAUCGUUGUUGUCCUAUGUUCUCGCGAGUCCAAAAUUUUAUUUAUUUUAGAAAGUUUACGUAGUUUUAAUCGUAAAAUGUGAGCAGGUAUUACAUUUUCAAUUGUGAGAUUUGUUUAUUGUUGAAAAAUGUCGUCAAAUAAUACAGAUUCAUACAAAAAGUCUACGGAGUCCGAAAAUGGUUCCAACAAUGCUCACAACAAUCAAUCAGAAUCUCAAAAGCCGGGAGAAAAUGCAGAGAGAAACAAAUCGAAUAAAACCUCUAAUGAAUCUCAAGGAAACUGUUACUGCGGGAAAGAUCGAAAUCUGAACAUAGCAGAGUUGUUGUGUGCUUCUUGCAAUCGAUGGUUUCACGAAUCAUGCAUUGGUUACCAGCUUGGCAAGUUGGUACCGUUCAUGACGAACUAUUUGUUUAUUUGCAAGAACUGCUCACCAACGGGACUUGAGACAUUCAAGAAGAAUCAGGCUCCAUUCCCGCAGAUGUGUCUCACAGCUAUUGCGAACUUGCGGCAGGAGACUGUAAAGGAAGGCACCAACCGACUGUUAUUUAGUAAAGACCGUGAGAUCAUACCAUACAUUGAUCAGUAUUGGGAAGCUAUGACCACUAUGCCAAGAAGAGUGACUCAAUCUUGGUAUGCAACAGUUCAAAGAGCUCUAAUAAAAGAUAUACAAGUACUGUUUACUUAUGAAGAAGACGCCAACCAAGGACCUAUGUUUGGGCUAUACAAUAUGGAACUAACAGCUAUCAAGCCUAACUAUGAAGCUAUGAUUAAGCAAGGACAGCUUAAAGUCACUGACAUGGGUAUAGCUACAAUUCCAUUGGCUGGAAAUGUGAAGGGUAGACAGGGGAAGCGUCGGCCGGCAGUUGGCGGGGCGACUGAUGCGGGCGCGCCAGUCGGCAAGAAAGGUCGAACUGCGGACUUGGGAGCUUUGAAGCUACCAUCCCACGGCUACCCUACAGAACAUCCCUUCAACAAGGAUGGCUAUCGUUACAUCCUGGCUGAGCCUGACCCACAUGCACCCUUUAGACAGGAAUUCGAUGAGAGCAAUGAAUGGAGUGGUAAGCCGAUCCCCGGCUGGCUGUACCGGUCACUAUGCCCCGGUAUAGUAUUACUAGCACUGCAUGAUCGGGCGCCGCAGCUCAAGAUAUCUGAAGAUAGGCUCGCAGUAACAGGGGACAAGGGGUACUGCAUGGUGCGGGCUACACAUGGUGUAUCUCGCGGCAGUUGGUACUGGGAGGUGUGUGUGGAGGAGAUGCCGGAGGGCGCGGCCACUCGGCUGGGCUGGGGACGACGGUAUGCUAACCUGCAAGCACCAUUAGGCUACGACAAGUUUGGGUAUUCUUGGCGCAGUCGGAAGGGUACUAGAUUCCACGAGUCUAAAGGAAAACAUUACAGUAAUGGGUAUGGCGAAGGCGACACGCUGGGCUUCCUUAUCGUAUUGCCAGAGAGUGCCACCACUAAGUAUACUCCCAAUACUUACAAAGACAGGCCACUUGUAAAAUUCAAGAGUCAUCUUUAUUAUGAAGACAAAGAUAACAUACAAGAAUCUCUUAACAAUCUCAAACCUUUACCUGGGAGUAAGAUUUACUAUUUCAAAAACGGAGAAUGUCAGGGCGAAGCAUUUAUAGAUAUUUACGAAGGCUGCUAUUAUCCUACCGUGUCGCUGCAUAAAAACGUCACGGUCAGCGUCAACUUCGGUCCUAAUUUCAAACAUGCGCCACCUAGUGAAUACAAGUAUCGACCGAUGUCAGAAAAAGCAGAAGAAGCGAUCUGCGAGCAGACCAUGGCAGACCUACUAUACCUAACCGAGAACGAGGGCAAGCUACGAUUGGACAACUUCAACCUCUGAUACAACUAACACCGUUAAUCGCGGUGUGAAAUGAAUGAAUGAAAUGAGUGCACAGUGCAAGUGAUUAAAGUGAACUAUUUGAAAUCCACUGUACAACAUUGUACUCCAAGACGUUGCAAAUAUAUAUAAAUAUAUAAAUCAUUAAUAUCAGUAUUUACGGUCUUUUUGCUAUUGUAAAAAUUUGGCCUUUAACAUUGUAAAUUCUUUUAAAAAAGU
Molecule: messenger RNA, 2066 nt
Organism: Spodoptera exigua (beet armyworm)
Lineage: Eukaryota; Metazoa; Arthropoda; Insecta; Lepidoptera; Noctuidae
Source: the annotation of a GenBank genome assembly